ACAUAGCACCCAAAUUCCAAUACCCGACCCAAUUUCAGAUUACAACCCGAUUUUCUCUCGCUCGACUUCAGUCUCCCUCAGCUGCGAACUUUCUCCGGCACUUCUUCAUAAACUUGUUCUGAGAUUUUUGCCUGUCAACUUAACGGCUGUCCAGACAUUGUGAUAGAUUACAGAGAUGGUCUGUAUCUCUAGCUGCCGCUUGGAUCUAGUUCCAGGUGUCUUCUGCCCCAAAAUUGGUGGAGUCCGUCUGAGACUACCAUCUCAUAGCAUGAGUUACAAGAAGAGCACAUUCAGAAGUCAUGUUUGCAAUCGGCUUGUGUCUAAAAAGGUGACUGGUAGAAGCAUUACGCAUUUAUCUCUAGCUGGUCAUUCUGUCAAAUGUGCUUCAUUUGCUGAAAGAAACUACCAAUCUAGUGUCAAUAACGAUGAGGAUCCAUUUCUAAUAAACACUAUGAAGCAAGCUAUCAGGGCUGCAAAAUCUGUAUUACUAUUUCUGGUUGAGCAGCCAAGUCAGCUGAAGUACAUAGAAUGGCCUGGAUUUCAAAGCACGCUCAAGACGGCAACACUGGCACUUGUUCUGCAUGAUUCAGGAUAUAUAAGCUGGCUUCAGUCAAAACCAACUCCUUCGAAUGGUGCUCCCUGUAUUUGUUUGCUUCUGGCAUAAGGCUAUGCUCGACAAUACAAGAUUGGACUAACUCGAGCAGCAUGAGACCUGCAGCUUUUAAGCAUCUGCUGAAUACGUCACCACAGAGAAGACCCUUAUGAGAGAGUGUAGCAUUAUACUACUCGUGGUACUAUUGCUAUGGUAGUCUGAUAAGAGUCUGUAAAUUUGUCUAUUUGUUGAUUACUCAUUUAUGCACUUUCUUAAUUUGAUGAUAGACAUUGAACUGGUUAAUGGUUCUCGACUUAUGCUUUGCAUUAUGUUUACUAGAAUUGGCUUCUCUUCUUGAAGCGAGAAAUAUAAGAGGUGGUCAUCUCGCAUUAACAA
This is a messenger RNA of Nicotiana attenuata, 988 nucleotides long. RefSeq lists its product as uncharacterized. The transcript is spliced from 7 exons. Gene Ontology annotation, biological process: protein targeting. Gene Ontology annotation, cellular component: membrane. Lineage: Eukaryota; Viridiplantae; Streptophyta; Magnoliopsida; Solanales; Solanaceae. The record is from RefSeq and is a predicted model, not a curated record. Bases 176 to 664 code for a protein of 162 amino acids.